AUGUCAAGCAAUAUUCUACUGAUUCCCGGCCCGAUUGUAAUCAGCGAAAAUGUUCAGGCAGCGUUGGGCACGCCUUCGUUGUCGCACACUGGACCUGAGUUCGCGGCGAUUUUCUGCAGUACUUUGCAGAAAACCCGUAAGUUGUUCAAAGCCGGGGAAACUGCUCAACCGGUGUUGCUAGCCGGCAGCGGUACUUUGGGGUGGGAUGUCGCGGCAUCCAACCUUAUAAUUCCUGGCGAAAGAGUGCUUGUUUUAAGCACUGGGUAUUUCUCGGACUCGUUUGCAGAGUGUUUCCAGACCUACGGUGCGAAGGUCGACAAGCUGACCGCUCCAUUGGGCGGCCAAGUCCCGGUAAGCGACGUACGGGAGGCUUUGGCCAAUGGACACUACAAGAUGAUCAGCAUCACCCACGUCGAUACCUCCACUGCGGUGUUGAACGAUGUCAGGUCCAUUUGCAGAGUCGUCAAGGAAGUGUCGCCUGAGACCUUGAUAACCGUCGACUGUGUUUGCUCGGUCGGGUGCGAGAAACUGGAGUUUGAUGCCUGGGGCAUCGAUUACGCUUUAACAGCCUCUCAAAAGGCAAUUGGGUGUGCACCUGGUCUCAGCAUCUCCAUGCUCAGUGAAAGAGCCGUGGGCGUGGCUCUGAACAGAGAGGCACAAUCUUCGUUUUUUGCCAGUUUGAAGAGGUGGAUCCCAAUCAUGCAGAGCUACGAAAAGGGCUCGGCUGCUUACUUUGCUACUCCAGCCGUUCAACUGAUUAACGCCCUGGACGUGGCCAUUGGAGAGGUCUUGAAACCAGGUUUGGACGCACGCAUCGCUAAGCAUCGUGACAUUAGCAAUUGGUUCAAGAGCAAGGUUACUGAGGAAUUGGGUCUGAAGUUGGUGAGUGCCAACGAGCGCGUCUCUGCUCACGGCUUAACUGCCAUUUACGUAAAGAACCCACCAGAAGUUAUCUCCGCGCUGAAAAAGAGUGGUAUAGUAAUAGCUGGUGGUAUCCAUAAGGACAUCAAGGGCGAAUACAUUCGUGUUGGCCAUAUGGGUGAGUCUGCUUGUAACGAUUCGCUGCAACACAUUCAAAAGUGUUACGACGCUUUGAAAUCGCUCAACUUGUGA
Molecule: messenger RNA, 1113 nt
Organism: Lachancea nothofagi CBS 11611
Lineage: Eukaryota; Fungi; Ascomycota; Saccharomycetes; Saccharomycetales; Saccharomycetaceae
Source: the annotation of a GenBank genome assembly